GGUGCGUUCCACCACGUUCCUGCCAAACCUUCAUGCUGAAAUAUCCUCACAACUGAUCUCCCCCUUCUCGCGCCCCCCCAGCUCCGCCGAUUCCGUCGCGCCCGCCUCAUUCGCGAUCCCUCCGCUCCCACAGCUCCGCGGCUGCGCCUUCGCUUCCCCGGAUUCUCGCGUUGCGCCCCCCCAGCGGUCGCCGACGCCAUUUCACGCAAUCAGCGGUCUCGAGUUGGCGUCUUCGCGUCCCCUGAUAUCGAGCCGCUAUCAGCAGUCACAAGUCGCCGUCACGAGUUAUCGGCCGGUCCCAAGGACGUUAGCUCUCCUCGUGGUGUUACUUCCACUCCUUCCGACGCCAUCUGCAGUCUAAUUGACGGCAUCUGCCGGCUGCCGGCAGAGAUGACGGCCGUAGGGGACGAGACGGCGAAGACCGGCGCCGACCGUCAGUUUAGACGGAAGUACGCUCUGACAGACGUGCUGCGGACGUCUGCCGGCCUCGAGUACUCCGUUCACAGUUGAGCUGCCCGCGGCAGUACAAGCAGGACAUGGACUCCCUGUUUCCCGGGCAGGACGUGUCGAAAUUUUUGAUAGUGCCCACGCAGCAGAAGGCGCGAGUGGAUCUGGUGAACACAGGCGAGGAGGUUGAGAAGGAGAAGGAUCGACUGCUGGAGACGUUUGCUGUCUUUGCCUCUGGGCUGGUGGACCGCCUCUCUCACCAGGGUCACUUUGCUGACUACAUUGACCCCUGCUCCGGCCUCCCUAUGGUCAACCGCAACAGUCAAACAUACUAUGGCGAGGUGGAGGCAGCUCAGACCCUGCUGGGCUACCCUGUGGCCAAUGCUGGCUGCUGCAAGGUGCUGCUGCACCCCGCCUGGGGCUCUGCUGUCUAUCCAGCAACAUUCUUCACUUCGGCUCCUCUUGAAGUGCUCUUAGAUGCUUUGAAGCAUGUGGACCAACCCGUAGCACAGAUGUAAUAGGAUCCCUAUCCAUGGAAGGGUAUGUUGCUGCAAGUUGCUGCUGCAUGCAUCCCACUGGGGCGCAUUCUACAGACUGCCAUCAGCUCAACAAAUUGGGCCUUGUACAGCACAUGUGAAGGACAGACAGCAAAGCUACAUGAAGACUGUCUGACACUUCCGAAUGCACUGGAUACACACACUCCAUGAACUGGAGCUAAGCUGAGUCCUGAUCUAGAACUAUACGCGAAACUUAAUACUCAACAGAACGUCAUAAGUCUCAAAGAAGCUUAGGCUAGGAACUAAACUUAGGAACCUAGCUUAGCUAGGAUACUAGGAAGGACGCCAUGCAGGGCUGACGUUUCAAAAAAUAGCACCCU
Molecule: messenger RNA, 1324 nt
Organism: Closterium sp. NIES-67
Lineage: Eukaryota; Viridiplantae; Streptophyta; Zygnematophyceae; Desmidiales; Closteriaceae
Source: the annotation of a GenBank genome assembly